Molecule: messenger RNA, 1197 nt
Organism: Leptopilina heterotoma
Lineage: Eukaryota; Metazoa; Arthropoda; Insecta; Hymenoptera; Figitidae
Product: piggyBac transposable element-derived protein 3-like
Exons: 1
Coding region: 1-1197 (398 amino acids)
Molecular function (GO): sequence-specific DNA binding; zinc ion binding
Source: RefSeq, a predicted model, not a curated record
AUGGGGAUUAUAAUUUACUCCUCGUUCAAUAAAAGGAAGUCACAACGAGACUAUUGGUCAACUGAUCCUUAUCUAUCAUCUCAAAUUGUUUCGUCAGCAAUGUCACGUGAUAAGUUUGAAAGUAUAAAGUCGAAAGUUAAGUACUCGAAAUUAAAAGACAAUCAUCCUAAUGAUAGAGGAUGGAGAGUUCGUGCUGUAAUGAAAUUGUUUCAAAAGAAUAUACUUUUAUUCGGAUAUUUUCGAACUGCUUUAUCCAUCGACGAAAUGAUGGUCAAGUCGUAUGCUAGGACAGUGUUAAAACAAUUCAUCAAAGGUAAGCCAAUUAGAUUUGGACUAAAAAUAUUUUCGUUGUGUACUUCCGAUGGAUUUGUUUUAUAUUUUGAUCUUUACUGCGGAAAAAACAGUGCAAUUGGCGAUAGGGUUUUAAAUAAAUGCGCAAUGGGUUCUCAAGUGGUAAUGUAUUUAUUGAAGGAUUUCCUGCAUAAAACAACUCUCAGAAAUAUAAGUUUAUACCACUUGUAUUUUGACAAUUUUUUCACUAGCUUUGAUCUGGUUUUGCAUCUAAAAAAGAGAGGGUUACAGUCAACUGGUACAAUUAGAGAGAAUCGAAUCAAAAAAGAUGAUAAGAUAGUAUUUGAUAAGAAAGCUACUAGAGGAACAUAUGCUGUGAAAAAUGACAAGAAGAGUGGUAUAAAUUAUAUUUCAAUCAUCGAUUCAAAGCAGGUAUCAGUAGCAUCAAGUACUGCUGGCGUAACUUCAUUGCUACCUUGUAGACGAUAUAGUUCUGAAGAACAUUCCAAGGUUGAGAUUCCUUUUCCAAGGGCAAUUCACUUGUAUAAUAAAUACAUGGGAGGUGUCGAUAUUCACGACAUGCAUUGCAACAAUUUACUCCCAUGUAUUAGAGCUAAAAAGUGGACAUGGGUUAUUUUUGUGCUAUUGAUACAAGCAGCUAUCACAAAUUCGGUGGUUUUGUUUAAUGCAGCCAAUAAUGAAAAUAAAAAGGAAGGUACGAAAGCAUUUGCGCUAAGCAUCAGCAAGUACUACUUAGAUGCAGCAAUCAAAAAUCGAAAAAAACCUCAUGAAUCUAAAAGAAUAGAUAAACAAGCUAAAUGCUCAUCUUGCAGUAUAAAAACUUACAAAUUUUGCUCCGAUUGCAAUUUGUACUUUUGUAAAGUUUGUUUCCCUCAAAGCCAUUAA